AUGAUGGCGGAAGAAGAAAGCAGACCCUUGCUGUCGCAGGACGCCGCUGGCCAAGAGUACCCACUCACCAGGGACAGUCUACCUGCUGCAAAUAUUACAUAUCCAACACUCUGGAAGGAUCAGAAAGGGGCCUGGGGCUGCAGAUGCUGUCCUGGGGCAAAGCACCAGUCCUGGAGGGGAGGCCAGGCCUCCUCCCUCCCCCUUUCCACGGGGAGCAGCUGUGUCAAGUAUCUGAUUUUCCUCUCUAACUUUCUCUUCUCCCUCCCUACUCUGCUGGCCCUAGCUGCAGGGCUCUGGGGCCUGGCUGUUAAAAGGUCUCAGGGAAGUGGCUGGGGUGAACCCCUGCCGACAGAUCCUAUGCUGGUGCUGAUGCUAGGAGGCCUGGUGGUCAGUGUGGUGAGCCUGUCCGGAUGUCUGGGUGCUUUCUGUGAGAACAGCUGCCUACUGCACUGCUACUAUGGGGCUGUCCUCUCCUGUCUGGCACUGGAAGCCCUGGCAGGGGCUCUAGUGGUGACCCUCUGGGACCCACUGCAGGACAGCCUGAAGCGUACACUUCACGUAGCCAUCAUACACUACUGGAAUGACCCAGACCUGCACUUCCUCCUUGACCAAGUCCAGCUGGGGCUGCAAUGCUGUGGGGCAGAAUCCUACCAGGACUGGCAACAGAACCUGUACUUUAACUGCAGCUCUCCCGGGGUGCAAGCCUGCAGCCUUCCUGCCUCCUGCUGCAUCAACCUCCAGGAAGACAGAGCUGUAGUGAACACUCAGUGUGGUUUUGGGGCAUUGCACCUGGACCCAAAUGCAGCUGGACAAGUAGUGUACCUGCAGGGCUGCUGGCCUGUGCUGCAAGAAUGGCUGCGAGGGAACGUUGGCGCCAUAGGCGGCUGUGCUGUGGCUGUUGUCAUGAUCCAAGGGACUGAACUCCUGUUCACUGCCUGCCUGCUACGGGCCCUAGCUGUCCACAAGGCGCAGAGGACAUAGAACCAGGCCCUUUGCAAGCCGCUAGCAGUACCCUCCCCACCGAGCGCAGCUGAGAAGACUGCAAUGCAGACCAUGUUCCGAGCUUCUCCCCACCUUCCAGGGAAGGUGACAGACCCCUGGGCUUCCACUCCUGGCCCUGGCUUCUUUGCCACAUCUGUUCUAUCAGUCCCCAAGGCUCACCCAGAUGGCCUCUGUGCUGGUCCAAUUUCACAAUUUCAGUCCUGAUUUCUCAGGACCCAGCCAAGCCCAUGGCUGGCUUUUGCAAAGGCCACCGCAGUGGUCUGUGUCUGCAUAUACCUGCAUGCCCUGCACCCCACUAGA
Molecule: messenger RNA, 1302 nt
Organism: Rattus rattus (black rat)
Lineage: Eukaryota; Metazoa; Chordata; Mammalia; Rodentia; Muridae
Gene: Tspan10
Product: tetraspanin 10
Exons: 3
Coding region: 1-981 (326 amino acids)
Cellular component (GO): membrane
Source: RefSeq, a predicted model, not a curated record